AGCUGCGGCCAAUUCUAUCUCAGGCCAGCAGAAAACACUACGUAGCUAGCUUGCGAAGCGCUAGGAGAUUAACUGGUUGUCGGUCUCGUUGGCCAUCAUCAGUCAGGUUCCAUGGCGAACGCGGGUCUGAAGCCGGUGGCCGGGCUCCUCCUGGUGCUCAAUUUCUGCAUGUACGUCAUCGUUGUGGCCAUCGGCGGCUGGGCCAUCAACCACGCCAUCAACUACGGCUUCUUCAUCGGCGCCGGCCUGGAGUUGCCGGCGCAAUUCUCCCCGAUCUACUUCCCGAUCGGGAACGCGGCAACCGGGUUCUUCGUCAUCUUCGCGGUGAUCUCCGGGGUCGUCGGCGCGGCCGCGGCGCUCGCGGGGUUCCACCACGUCCGCGCGUGGAGCCCGGAGAGCCUGCCGGCGGCGGCCUCCUCCGGGUUCAUUGCCUGGACGCUCACCCUGCUUGCCAUGGGAUUGGCCUUCAAGGAGAUUGAAUUGCACGGCAGGAAUUCCAGAUUGAUAUGCAUGGAGUCCUUCACCAUCAUCCUCUCGGUGACGCAGCUCUUCUACCUGCUCGCCAUUCACGGAGGGAGGUGAACGGCUCUGAUCUGAUCGGCGAGAGUACGUACCGUUCUCGCCUAAAGAUUCAAGGUCGAUCGAUCAAUUUGGCGAGCAUGGGGGUGAUCACGCUAGCUGUGUGCGCGCCUUUGAUUUCAUCGGCUUCUGGUGUUACGAGAUGGAGAGGCAGCGUGUGUUCGUGUGUUAAAUUGGGUACGCCAUGUGUGUCUUGUUAAUUGUGUCGAUUGUGUGUCGGAUAUAUUUCCGUGUGAUUCGUUGAUUAUUUGGCUAUGCUCUAUGUGUUGCAAACUAUCAUGCAUGUGUAGAUGUUGAUUUGAUUGUAUUAUUUAUAUGUGAUGCCGUGGUGAUUAUUGGCUUCCGGUGUUA
Messenger RNA from Phragmites australis (common reed), 930 nucleotides. Its product is annotated as membrane protein PM19L. The record is from RefSeq and is a predicted model, not a curated record. The coding region runs from base 112 to 582 and encodes 156 amino acids. NCBI's taxonomy places the organism in Eukaryota, Viridiplantae, Streptophyta, Magnoliopsida, Poales, Poaceae. The transcript is spliced from 4 exons.